This is a messenger RNA of Rotaria sp. Silwood1, 2094 nucleotides long. NCBI's taxonomy places the organism in Eukaryota, Metazoa, Rotifera, Eurotatoria, Philodinida, Philodinidae. The record is from the annotation of a GenBank genome assembly.
AUGGCUACAACAUUUGACUCAUCAUCGAUUAAUGACAAUGGUAAUCUCUCAAAUAAUACAAUUGGUAAAUUACCCGAAGAAAGUUCUGUACUUGUUGUUGGUGCAGGUGGUAUUGGAUGUGAAUUAUUAAAAUCAUUAGCUUUAUGUCGAUUUCGAUCAAUUGGUGUUAUUGAUCUUGAUACAAUUGAAGUAUCAAAUUUAAAUCGACAAUUUUUAUUUCGUCGUGAGCAUGUUGGUCAACCAAAAGCAACUGUUGCAUGUGAUAGUAUACGUCGUCUUUGUCCAUCUAUUCAUAUUGAACCAUAUCAUGGUGAUGUUAUAACUGAUUCACGAUUUGACAUAUCAUUUUAUAAACAAUAUGAUCUUGUUAUAAAUGCACUUGAUAAUGUUCAAGCACGACAACAUGUUAAUCGUAUGUGUUUAUUAUGUUCAAAACCUUUAAUUGAUAGUGGUUCAACUGGUUAUAAUGGACAAGCAACAUUAAUAUUUAAAGGUCGUACACAAUGUUAUGAUUGUAUUGAAAAACCAAAACAACAACGAACAUAUGCUGUAUGUACUAUACGUAAUACACCAUCACAACCAAUACAUUGUAUUGUAUGGGCUAAAUUUCUUUAUAAUCAAUUAUUUGGUGAUAAUGAAGAUCCAAAUAAUGAAGAUGUUACACCUGAUGCUGAUGAUCCAGAAAAUGUUAAUAAUGAACAAGAUAAUACAAUAAAUGGACAUCAUCGAGUAUCAACACGUGAUUGGAUACAUACUGAAAUGGAAGAAUUUGAUCCAAAACGUAUAUUUAAUAAAUUAUUUUUUGAUGAUAUUAAUUAUUUAACAACAAUGAAAAAUUUAUGGGAAAAACGACGUCAACCAAUACCAAUUCAAUAUGAACAAGCAUGUCAAAUUAAAGAAUGUAAUCAAAAUGGACAAGGUGAUCAUGAACAAUCAACAAUGCCGAAACUUAAUGAUCAACGUAUUCAAACAAUAAGUGAUUAUGUUCAAAUGUUUAUUGGUAGUUUAAAUGAACUUAAACAACGUUCUGAUAAACAACGACAUAUAGCUUUAACAGGUAAAGAACCAUCGUUUCUCGUUUGGGAUAAAAAUGAUGAUGCUGAUCUUCGAUUUGUGACAGCAUCAGCUAAUAUACGUGCAUAUAUAUUUGGUAUAAAUCUCACAAGUAAAUUUGAUGUGAAAUCAAUGGCUGGAAAUAUAAUACCAGCUGUAGCAACAACAAAUGCAAUUGUUGCUGGUAUAACUGUAUUACAAGCACGAAAAAUUCUUGCUACAUUACCACGUUUAUCAACUGAUCAUACAUUAACAUCAAUAAAACAAUUAACAAAUGUAUUUAUAUCAACUGAUCGUAAAACAGGUGGAAUUAUUCAAUCAAUACCAUUAGAAGAACCAAAUCCAUCAUGUAUACAAUGUAGUGAUCUUGAACAACCAGUACGUGUUAGAAUAAAUAUGUCAUUAUUUACAUUAUAUUCAUUAUAUGAACGUUUAAUACGUAAACAUUUAAAAAUGAACAAACCUGAUGUUAUUAUUGUUGAUGGUAGUGGAAGAAUUUUAAUAUCAGCUGAUGAUGAUGAAGAUGAACAAAUGAUGUUAAAAACUCUUGAUCAAUUUAAAUUAAUUAAUGGAACAAUAUUAUUAUGUGAAGAAGAAUAUGAUGAUGAAACAAAUGAAGCAUUAUUACAACAUAUGAAAAUUAAAUUAAUGCUUGAACAUACAGAUACCAUUACAGACAAAGAUGAAUAUAUUAUUGUUGAUGAUCAAGUUAUUGGUGAAAUAAAACAAAUAAAACAAUCAUUAAAACGAAAAUUAUCCGAUGAUGAUGAUGAUGAUGACGAUGAUGAUGAUAAUAUACAACAUUUAGAUGAUUAUCAAAAUGAAGUUAAUAUUGUUAAAAAAACAAAACGAUUAUCAACAGCUCCAAAUGAACAUAAUAAUAACAAUAAUAAUAAUAUUGGUCCAAUGCAUACAAGUUUUGUUAUGCUUGUUGAUGAUGAAGCACAAAUACAAACAAAUGGACAUCAUCAAGAAACAUCGGAAGAUGGUUUUAUUAUUAAUACAAAAAAACAUAAACAAAAUAACGAUGGUAAAUAUUGA